This is a messenger RNA of Phacochoerus africanus (Common warthog), 1370 nucleotides long. It is a transcript of the gene SPMIP6, whose product is annotated as chromosome 12 C9orf24 homolog. The transcript has 7 exons. The coding region runs from base 419 to 1318 and encodes 299 amino acids. Gene Ontology annotation, cellular component: perinuclear region of cytoplasm; manchette. Gene Ontology annotation, molecular function: alpha-tubulin binding. Lineage: Eukaryota; Metazoa; Chordata; Mammalia; Artiodactyla; Suidae. The record is from RefSeq and is a predicted model, not a curated record.
ACAGCCCUGGGCAAAUCACUUGACCCCUCGGAACCUCCGUUUCUCUUCAUCACAGUGAGAAUCUCGGCCUAGAAGACUUCCAGGGGGCCUUCUGAACUCUUGGAAAUUGGGCUCCUUUGAGAAGCUCGAAGCAGGAAGAGACUGGGGUAGGGAGGAAAUCGGACUUCAUCACCUCUCCAGGGAUAGGGCUGAGCCAGGUGAUAUCAUAAUGGGCAGUGCCAAUCCUAGCGAGGGGAUCAGGGUGGGGUGGGAGCAGGAAGCCUGUGAGGGAGGGAAGCUGAGAGAUCCUGCACAGGAGCGGGUCACAGCAGCUAAGGGCACCUGCCGGGCUUUCUGGGAAGGGGGGAGGGGUGGUCACUGAUGUCUUGCAGGAGCCCUUGGUAGGUAGAGCCCACCACAGCAUCCCCUAGACUCCACUAUGUUCCUCUUUUCCCGUAAGACCAAGACCCCCAUCAGCACCUACAGUGACUCCUACAGGGCUCCUACCUCCAUCAAGGAGGUCUAUAAGGACCCACCUCUGUGGGCCUGGGAAGCCAACAAGUUUGUGACCCCGGGCCUGACUCACACUGCACAGCGCCAUGUGGAUCCUGAAGCCCUGCAGAAGAUGGUCAAGUGUGCUGUGCAGGACUACAGCUAUAAGUGUUCCAUUCCAGGCCACCCCUACUUGCCUGAGAAAUACUGGCUAUGCCAAGAGGAAGCGGACAAAUGCAACCCAAACUACCUUUGUGGUAACCGGUAUAACACGUGGAGGAUGGGACCCUACAGCUGCACUGGCUGGAACAGAUGUAACGUAUACCUUCCCCAGCUGCCUAAGGAGGCCGGGAUGGAGACAGUAGUUCGAGGAAUGCCCUUGGUGUACCCUCCUAAGCCGGAGCGACUCAACGCUUACGAGCGGGAGGUAGUGGUGAACAUGCUGAACUCGCUGUCACGGAACCAGCCGCUGCCGCAGAUCACGCCCCGCUGCGGGUGCGCGGACCCCCUGCCCGGCCGUCUACCCUUCCAGGGUUAUGAAAGCGCUUGCUCGGGCCGCCACUACUGUCUACGGGGGAUGGACUACUACGUCGCGGGACCACCCUGCACUGAACGCCGGCUGCGGCCUUUGUGCGCAGAGCAGCCUACUGUAAGGAGUGUAUCGCCUUGCGAGCACCGGCCCGGAAUGCAUUGUGCUGUUUUAACUCCCCCGCAGUCAUACUACCCUUGUCCCAACCUUAGAUGGGACACAAGUCACUUCAAGAAGACUGGUGGCCCCCAGAGAAACAACUAUGUUGUCCACCCUGAGUUUGUGUCUGAGACCUAUCCUGACUACCACUGCUGGUAGACCCCAGACUGGCCGGGCUAAGGAGGCUGAGCAAUAAAUAAAUUCUUCACCC